This is a messenger RNA of Saccostrea cuccullata (small rock oyster), 880 nucleotides long. RefSeq lists its product as uncharacterized. Lineage: Eukaryota; Metazoa; Mollusca; Bivalvia; Ostreida; Ostreidae. The transcript has 3 exons. Bases 146 to 583 code for a protein of 145 amino acids. The record is from RefSeq and is a predicted model, not a curated record.
UUUAGAUACUACAUUGUCCACAGGAAGUGAAGAAACGAACACCGACUUUUCCCAAACAGCGAUUUUUCUUGCCGUAGGAUUCGCGGUUGCACUGAUAAUUGCCGUCAGUUUUGCAAUCAGUAUAUACAAAAUAAGAGCAAUAACAAUGAGAAAAAGACGAAAAGAAUUGAUGCGUCUCCCAAGUAUUCCAAAAUCACAGGACCCUCCAUACGAAAUGCAAGUAACCAAUCCAGAGAAUCCGUAUUUCGAUCCCGACUAUGAAAUAAUAGAGGAACAAGAUGAGGGUUACGAACAUUUGCCAGAACCAGGAGAAACAACUUUAACUCUAACAGACGGCGAUGGGCCAUAUAUAGAUCCUGACAAUGUAGACGGAAAAUAUUUAGAUGUAGUGCAUAGCGAAAAAGAACCCAAUGAUUACAUUAACGUUUCUCCUUACAUUGAAUUAGUAGAUGAUACAAUUGACGAUGUUCUUAAAUCAGAGGCUGUGGACAUUUUACAAUCAGAGAAUGCUGCUGCAAUAAAUUUAACGGUGAAAAUAGAUGUGGAAGAAAAUAAAGAGGUAAACGAAGAUUUUCCACCAUGAAUGCAAUUCAGAUUUUGAAUACCAAUAGUUUUUUAACAUGUACAUAUAUUCAACCUUUCUGUAAAUCUAAGAAUUUUUUAAUCACAAGUUACAAAUACCAAGAACAUCAUCUUUUUAGAUAAUAAGGUUCAUAUCCAGCUUGCGUAGGAUGAUUAAAAGAUAGAAAAUUUGUUUCGUAAUUAUGUAGAGAUGUUGUCGAGGAAAAGAGUACCAAACUUAAAAGAUCAUUUCGGAAAACUUACCAAAUCAAUUUUGUAUAUGCAUUUCCAGUUUUUUAAAAACAUGAUUUUAGUUUGU